AUGAUAUCUUCGCUUAUUGGCAGAAUGGUUCAGUUUAUAACAUUAGUUUUGGUCUUGCUAACAGCAUCUGCUGUAAAUGCUGCUACUUCAAGAAUCAGUCUUGCAUCGACCGUUAUUUUUGAUGUGAUGAGAUAUGGUGCUAAAGGAAACGGGAAAACCGAUGACUCGCAGGCUUUUAUGAAAGCAUGGACGGCGGCAUGCCAGUCGAAACCAAAUGCUAAGAGUAUAGUAAAUAUACCGGGAGGGAGAACGUAUUUGUUGAAGCCAGUUGCUUUCACCGGUCCAUGCAAGCCCUCCAAAAUGUUCGUCCAGGUGUCAGGAAACAUUGUUGGUUCACCAAGAAAAGGCGAUUGGAUGAGUAAUCAUGCUGAUUCAUGGCUCCAAUUUUCAAAUGUGAAUGGUCUUACAGUGAAUGGGAAGGGCCGUAUAGAUGGUCUAGGUCCUAUGUGGUGGAAAAAUCCAUGCAUUAGUCCUCCACCACCAGGUGUAACUUGUCAUGCACCAGUGGAAGUACAGUUUAAAAGAUGCCAUGGCAUGCGGCUCAAUGGUUUAACACUUGUAAACAGCCCACGAGUCCAUCUCCUACUAACUACCUGUAAUGGUGCCAUUGUAUCUAAUAUACAUAUAAUCUCCCCUGAAACAAGCCCCAAUACUGAUGGAAUUAAUAUUGCGGGUUCCACCAAUGUUAAUGUACGUGACUCCGUUAUUGCAGCAGGGGACGAUUGUAUUGCUAUUAGUGGAGGUUCUUCGAAUAUCAAAAUCAGCGGUAUCAUGUGUGGACCAGGCCAUGGUAUCAGCAUUGGAUCCUUGGGACAUGGUGGAACUGAUAUCGUGGAAAAUGUAGAUGUACGCAAUUGUACCAUGAGAAAAACCCUAGCCGGAGUGAGGAUAAAAACUUAUCAGGGAGGAGUUGGUUAUGCAAAAAAAAUCUCUUUUACAGGAAUCAAAUUUGAUGCAGUUUAUAACCCUAUCAUAAUCGACCAGUACUACUGUCCCACUAAACAAGACUGCCUAAGCUCUGCAACAACUGUGAAGUUGAGUGACAUAACAUUUAGAGGAAUAUCAGGGACAUCAAACAUGGAAAACGUAAUAAAUUUAAGUUGCAGUAAAACUGUUGCAUGCACGAAUAUUGUGGUGGAUAGAGUGUAUAUCAAGUCAGCAAUUCCAGGAAGAAAGGUUUAUGGUAGUUGUAUCAAUGCCCAUGGAAGAGCUACACAUGUUAAGCCUUAUUUAAAUUGCCUAAAGCCUUAAACUGAUUAUGCUUAAUAGUUUUUUUUUUCUUUUAAAGGUUGUCUUAUGUUUAUGCUUAAUUUAAUCGAUUGUAAUAAAGUAUGAGUUAAUUCCAUUCAUGUUUUAUAUUCA
Molecule: messenger RNA, 1362 nt
Organism: Helianthus annuus (common sunflower)
Lineage: Eukaryota; Viridiplantae; Streptophyta; Magnoliopsida; Asterales; Asteraceae
Product: probable polygalacturonase At3g15720
Exons: 10
Coding region: 1-1251 (416 amino acids)
Biological process (GO): carbohydrate metabolic process
Molecular function (GO): polygalacturonase activity
Source: RefSeq, a predicted model, not a curated record